Molecule: messenger RNA, 1114 nt
Organism: Diuraphis noxia (Russian wheat aphid)
Lineage: Eukaryota; Metazoa; Arthropoda; Insecta; Hemiptera; Aphididae
Product: pro-resilin-like
Cellular component (GO): extracellular matrix
Source: RefSeq, a predicted model, not a curated record
AUGAAAUCAAUUGCAAAGAUUUGAUUUCGCUGUAAACAUAAAAGCGAUACUAUAAAAGUUUAAUUUUUACUAUCUGUAGUGGCCUAGAAUAUUACGUUUUUAUUUUAAUUUUAAAAUAUUUAAAAAAGUAGCAUAAUUUUCUAAGAAAAUAUAAAAAUGUUCGUAAAAGAAGGAUUAUUCUGUUUCGUUUUAUUCACAUGUUUAUUGAUGACCCAAAGUCGCCCUCAAGRGGACUCCAUGACUAAAACUUCAGAAAAACUAGAACCAUACGAAUACCAAUACAAAGUGGAAGAUAAGCCAAGUGGAAAUUACUACGGACAAAACGAAAUUGGUAAAGAAACAGGCCGCAUAGAAGGAUCAUACUUUGUAUAUCUUCCGGAUGGUAGACUCAUGACGGUAACAUACUACGUUGAUGGAGAAAGUGGUUUUGUACCCAAAAUCACCUUCCAAGAUAACGCUAGCCCAUUUGGCAAUACUGAAUCAAAUUCUAUUCAGAGAAGAUGAAAAAUUAUUUAUAUAGUUUKUUUACUUUUGAUUAAAUAUUUUCCAUUUAAAAAAUGUAAGCUAUCGAAUAAAUGUACAAAUAUCAUUGGAACAACUAUAUUAGCUAAAAUAAUUUAUACAUUAUACAGUAUUAAAUAUUGUUGGUACCUGUUGUAUGUAAACAUAAUGUAAUCGAAAAAAAGAUAUUUUUAUUUUUUUGUACUUAAUAUAAGCUUCAAAAUUAAUUUUAAAACUACAGAUUCUUCUUAAUGUACACAAUUGAAAAUCAAUCCGUCAUUAAUAAGAAUUUUACGUAGGCAUAUAGCAAUGUAUGUAACGUAUGAGACCGCGUCAAUGCCACAUACCUGUAUAUACAUUUAUAUAUAAUUUUGAAUAUAUUUUAAUUAAUAAGGUUUUAAUAAACAGGUAUUAKUAUGUACAAUGCUAUUUUAAAUUGUUAAAUUUGUAUUUCGAUUAUUCUUUUUAAAGCAUAUGAUUUUGAAAAUGGUAUAAAAUUAAUAAAUGCUAAAACAGCUGUUAUAAUAUGUAAUAUAAAUAUGUUUGCGUUGUUUCGCUGUUUUUGCAUGUACGAGAUACAACGUACAACCUUAAUAAACUACAAAUAAUUCUA